Molecule: messenger RNA, 456 nt
Organism: Penicillium cosmopolitanum
Lineage: Eukaryota; Fungi; Ascomycota; Eurotiomycetes; Eurotiales; Aspergillaceae
Exons: 1
Coding region: 1-456 (151 amino acids)
Source: RefSeq, a predicted model, not a curated record
AUGAGUAGCAUUGAUCCCCUUCGACCACGAGCAUUUGCGAGCUAUAUCGAUGAGGUGGCAGAUGAAUCUACAUAUACGAUCCUCAAUGAGAGCUUGAAAUUAAACCAAGACAAAGACCUGGCAUACUUCGCUGUCCUUGCAAGUGGGUUGAUUGACGCAAAAUUUCCACCAUUCGGCUUGCGUCAACGCAUGCUAGAGAUGUUCAUGUCAGAGCUUGGAAUUUCUCUGGCCGCCAAGAUAUUUUUUGAUCAAUCUAGAGAAAAGGAGGUACUCGAGAAAAAUAUAAGAAGACUGUCGGUACUCGCCAAGGAAGAAGCACAGGAAGUGCGCAGACGCCAAAGCCUCCUGGAAGGCUGCUACUUUAGCUACCCCGAAAGGAAAGAUGAUCAACAUUGGCAUUUAGCAGAGCUUCAGGAGAGAAUUUUCGAGGUAGAUCGUUUGUUCGGUAAAAAAUAA